UUUUUACCAUGGAGUCAGACCCAUCUCUCCCAUUGCGCACGCAUUCAUUGACUACCGCUUUCUCUGAUCUGGAAACAUACAGGAGCACCUCAUCUGGAUCUUCGUCGACUAUGGACUCUCACGGCCCUGCUCCCUUGCCUCCACGUACGGCGUCGAUGCCAAACUACACUGCGGACCUGGAAUUGGAGAUGAGCUCUCUUGCAGAGUCUUCUCACACGGUUCGAAAGGCUAAUCGCCUGUCUUUGACAGCAUCUAGCGAGGGAAUAGCAACGGAGAGCGAGUCAGCAUACUCCACGGGUCAGCAUGAGUUGUUUUUCGAAGCCCCGCGUAUAGCUCCUGUCGUCAAUGUGGAACACAACAACUGGUUCGCUCCUUGCGAAUGGAGUCCAUCGCCUCCUGUCCCUCCUGAGGCGUCUCUCACUUCUGCAGCCUCCCCUCGCAAAUUUCGCCAUACUCCUUUCAAUUUGAUCCGCAGCGCUUCUAAGAAGAGGCCCUCUAAGAAGGUGGCUGACCAACAGGAUCCAGGUAAGCCCAGAGACAAAUUAUGGCACAGCAAUCGCACAAAGGGUGCGCAAGCUCAGCGCCUUAUUGCAAAGCGAAAGGAGGUGGAUAAGGAAAGAAAGAACAAGGAGAAUUAUGAGCGAUACAAAAAGCUGGAACGAAGACUCGAGGCUAACGGUUUCCUGACAUCACUUGGGAAACGGGGGGAUGAGAGGAACACGUAG
This is a messenger RNA of Paraphaeosphaeria sporulosa, 725 nucleotides long. RefSeq lists its product as uncharacterized. The transcript has a single exon. The record is from RefSeq and is a predicted model, not a curated record. The coding region runs from base 9 to 725 and encodes 238 amino acids. Lineage: Eukaryota; Fungi; Ascomycota; Dothideomycetes; Pleosporales; Didymosphaeriaceae.